CUUCAUCUCGCACGCUGCUUCCGAGAAUAUGGUUUCAUCUUCUUCGCUGAACUCCACCGCUAACAUGACUACCUGGACUUACGACGAGAACCACGACGACGUCCGCCUCAUGGUCAUCUCCCGCGGCAUGGUCAACAAAACGGCGAGCAUGCACCGCGACUCGCUCGGAAUGCCAUACUCCCAGCUUCCUCCCUACUACGGUCUAAGCUACGCCAUCACGUAUAUGAACAUAUACAAUUUGUGCAAGACGAUCGAGGAGGAUGAGGACGGCGAUCAGUGGCUUUUCGAUGAUGAGUGCUACACCAUCUUCAAAUGGCUCGAGCGUCUGGAGGAAGCCACUGGAAUCUCACACGACCAUGGGCUGCACGAGUGCGAGUUUAAGGACGGUCAGCUGGGUUUGACGAUGGUCAUCUCCUGCUCGGACAAGCCGGAAACUGUCCCGCGUCCCGCCAAGCGUAUUCAGAGCCUGAAGGAUUUCCUGCGGGUCACCAAGGAGCCGGUAGUGCGUCGGUUUAACCAGCCCAGGAUGUACUUCUGAGACGGGAGUCCCCUGGAACUGUGUUUAAUGGAUGGAAAUGCUAAAAUCAGUAAAUUGUACAUUAAAUGCACAAAGAAUGCAUGGGGUCCCUAAUAUAAGCCAUACUGUCGACCGCGC
This is a messenger RNA of Schizophyllum commune H4-8, 655 nucleotides long. RefSeq lists its product as uncharacterized. NCBI's taxonomy places the organism in Eukaryota, Fungi, Basidiomycota, Agaricomycetes, Agaricales, Schizophyllaceae. The coding region runs from base 29 to 538 and encodes 169 amino acids. The record is from RefSeq and is a predicted model, not a curated record. The transcript has 2 exons.